AUGGAGCCAUUCGUAAAUUCUCUCAAAAUCGGCUUCAUCAUCACCUCGUCGUCGAUUUGUACAUUACUGAUUGUCUAUGUUUAUCACGAGCUGACCGAACCAUGCAAAGAAGAGUUCGCCUUUCCGAAUUAUCGCAGAGUCUCGAAUCUUCGCCAAGAUUCUCCAUGCUCCUACUUAAAAAUUCCCAACACUUUGGACACAAUGCUGAGUUCAUGGCAAGAUUUCAUUUCAGCUCUUUCUUACAUAAACAAAGAAAAACUGCUAAAAAUCUUGCCCAGAAAUCACUCGGAUUUGGGCGUUGCGAAGACCAGGAGCAUAUCGAUUUUGCCGACAAAAUUGAAAGAUGUGGGUAACCAAGUGGCCUCAACGGUGCGAGUCCUCCAGAUUGGCGCCCAAGACUCUCGAAGCUCUAUUCGAUUAUUGGAAACAGCAAAGAGUUUUGUGAAGGACAAAUCUAUUCACUUGAUCCCAAUCUCAACUUGGAUGACACCCACUUAUGUAAAGAAUGAAAAUGGAAGCUGGGAACGGGCCGAUAUCGAAGAUCUCUAUCCAGAUUAUUUGAAUGAUCUCCAAACGCACGAGCUUCUUGACAAUGUUUUUCCGAUGAGGCUGCCAUUUGAUAAAGCAGCCGAAAUCCUGGAAUGCUCUGGUGUGUCUUUUCAUAUUUUGUAUAUAACCCCUGACAAUAUGGCGGAUAUCGUCUUUGCUCUCAAUCGUUUUCUGAUUUUUGUGGAAGAGGGUGGUUAUGUGAUUGGAGAAAUGAGAACGAAUGCGUCGAAUUGGAAAGAUACCUACGAUCGAAUUCAACAAGUCUCAACCACACAAAAAAGCCUCGAAAACGAUGGAGAGUACUGGGCGAUCAAAAUCAGAAGACAACUCUUCAAAAGA
Messenger RNA from Mesorhabditis belari, 888 nucleotides. NCBI's taxonomy places the organism in Eukaryota, Metazoa, Nematoda, Chromadorea, Rhabditida, Rhabditidae. The record is from the annotation of a GenBank genome assembly.